This is a messenger RNA of Vidua chalybeata, 911 nucleotides long. RefSeq names its product zinc finger HIT-type containing 3 (gene ZNHIT3). The transcript has 5 exons. The record is from RefSeq and is a predicted model, not a curated record. NCBI's taxonomy places the organism in Eukaryota, Metazoa, Chordata, Aves, Passeriformes, Viduidae. Gene Ontology annotation, molecular function: protein binding. Gene Ontology annotation, biological process: box C/D snoRNP assembly; snoRNA localization; maturation of LSU-rRNA from tricistronic rRNA transcript (SSU-rRNA, 5.8S rRNA, LSU-rRNA). The coding region runs from base 202 to 651 and encodes 149 amino acids. Gene Ontology annotation, cellular component: pre-snoRNP complex; nucleus.
GAAAUUCCAUGAAAACCCACAGAGUGAUGAUGUUCUCACAUUCAUCACACACCAUCCCACAGCUGGAGUUUUCAGGGACUUCUUUCCGCUCGAGAAAACGCGCUGCGCUCGGCGGUGGAUUAAACGCGCCUGGCUGGCGGCGCUCGAUUGGCAGCCCUGGCGCGCAGAGCGGAAGCGGAAGCGGAAGCGGCGAGCGCGGCCAUGCGGGCCCCGGGGCCGUGCGCGGAGUGCGGGGCGGGGGGCGCGGCCCGGUACCGCUGUCCGCGCUGCGGCAGCGCUUACUGCUCCGUGCCGUGCUGCCGGACCCACCGCGAGCGCUGCGCGCCCGAUGCCCGGCGGGAGCGGGAGGCGGCCGGGCAGGGCCCUCUCCCGGGCCCCGCAGCCGGCGCCCCGGAGGACAUCCCGAGCGAGGAGGAGGAGCAGGACCGCGUCCCGCCGCAGCGACUGCAGCUCCUGGGAGAGUCGGAAGAGCUGCGGGAGCUGCUGCGGAACCCGCACCUGCGGCAGCUGCUGCUCGCCCUGGAGCGGGCCCGGGACAAAAGCUCCGUGCUGAGGCAGCUGAUGCAGGAGCCGCUGUUCGUGGAGUUCGCCGACUGCUGCCUGGGCAUUGUGGAGCCUCCCGAGGAGAAGGAGAACGUGCUCCCCGAGUGAGCUGCCGUGCGAGUGGGGCUUUUCUUCAUUUGUCCUUGAGGUUUCUGUUUUGGGAGGGUUUGCCAGCAGCCAGAGCUGCCGCUGUGCCCGGGGAUGUCAGUGCCCUGAUUCCAGCCUGGAGCUGACACACGGGCAGGGCUCUGCUGGGACACGUUUUUACAUCCUGGGGGCUGACCUUGGUCCUCUGUGGAGUUCUUUCUGUUGGCACAGGAAAUGUUGCUUCACGGUGCCAAUAUUAAAUGUGUUUACAUUUAUUUUAA